CAUUCGGUUACUGACGAUGCCACUGGGCAGACAAAUCAACCAAAACCUACCAAAUUGAUUAAUAACGAGAUAGAAGUAACUAAACAGAUAAUGGAUCCAGAAAAUAUAGGUAAAGAGGCAUUUUUGCGAGUAGCUGAGUGGGUGAAUAAAAUUCGCAAGAUGAAACGCCGAGGACCAAUUCAGCAGUGGGUUAACUCAAUUGGGACCCCAACAAAACCAAUUGAUAUACAAAUACAUUGUGAUAACCAUGACCUAACUCCACCACCAACGCCAGAACAUUCCAAAGAUUCCAUGUACAGCAAUCAUCCAGCCAUGACUGUCUCAGCACAAAUAUCCGUACCUGGAUCCUCAGCAAUAACAAUUCCAAAUAGCCUAAGGGUCUUGGUGAGAUCCAACUUCUUCAACAGUUGGAAAAAAUCAUUUACAUUCAGUUGUGACGGGGACUUAAUCGAAAUAAAAAAUCCAUCAAGCCUCACCGCCCAGUGCUACAUUGAUCCUCUUAAAAAUCGUACUUCUUCUGAAUCAAUUAAUGCUGACUCGAUUGAUGAACAAUGUCAAAUGAUACCACAGAUAUCAACAAACACAAAUGUUUGUGCGUGGAAAUCAUCUUCCUCAACUAGUGACCCCAACAGCGAUCCUGUCAUUGAGGACACGUAUCCAUGUGGAUCAUUAGACGAUGAGAGUCUGAUGGAUUCCAGUGACAACAAUAUUAAUGGUGAUAAUUCACCCGACAUAAUUGACACAUCCAUAUCACAAAUGGAUACACCAAAAUAUAAUGAUUACGAUAGAAAUCCAAGUACUUCUAAUUUCCAAACUGAUAACAUUUUUUCGUCAUCGGACGGCCCUAGACGAGCAAGUGAUAGUUCCUGCGAUAUACAAUCGAUUUAUUCACACGAUGAGGGACGUAGAUUUAGUGAUGGAAUUGUAAAUUCGGAUAACUCCACAAGAAGACAUCAGGGCAAAAGGAUUCUCCAGCGUCAGGCAAGGAUCAGAGAAUCUGAUACCUCUGAAUUUGCUCAUCCAGAGCCCUCUGACUCUUUAGAGGCUGAUAAUUUAGAUAAUUUUGAUGGCGUUAGUCUCAGGAAAGACCAGGAAAUGACAGAUGUACAAAAUAAUUCUAUAGGACCUCAAAAGAAAUCUCUAACGAGUCCCAGUACGAGAAAGACAUUCUGUGACCCUAAGAAACACCAUUUGUGUUGUAAAAGCAAAAGCAUGGAGCAGAUCUGUAUACACGAGGAUAACUGCGAAGAAUGUUGUUAUUACAGACGUACAAGAACCUGUUGGCGAAAAAUGAAUAAGAUCAUGAAGAAGAAUGAAAAAUUGGAGAAUAUGGUCGUUAAAAGUAGACAGGAAAUGGCAGAGAUUCGAGAGAUGCUGAAUAGCGUUUUGUCAGUCAGAAUGGAACCCGGUUUUUAAUUGAUGCCGAUAACACUUACAUAAUAAUGAUAAUCAAAGUGAAAAGGAGGAAAUAAUCUACAUUCCUGAAGCGAUAAUAUGAAGUGAUGAUUAUUCAUUGCAAUAUUUCUGUAAAAAAUCUACCUAAUGACAUUCUAUAUCUGAUUAGUUUUAGACAAGUCUCUUGUAGUCCCAAACAAAAUGUUUACUGACUACUUUUUCUAAUGCAAAGAACCAAUUUUAAAAAAUUAUAUAUUACAUCUUCAGUCAUUUUCCAUGGACAUUGACUCAUAAAUCAUGGAAAUAAUUAAAUAUAGACCAGCAGAUUUCUGCUGGCAUGUCAGUGGGACCUGGAUUACAUCUAUGAUCUAGCAAUCGUAAAGUAUGAGUUACAUUGUCACCGAGAAAAAAAAACAAGUAUCGUUAGAACCAAACAAAUCGUCAGUUGAGGAUUAAUCAAAAAAAUCCUGUGUUGAAAGUUUAAAAUCAAUCGCCAGAAUGAGAAUAUCUAUCAUGAAAGUCAUUGCUUUUGUUUAAAAAAUAAUGUAUGCAAGAAAAUAGUGUCAUUUAUUCUCUGAUAUUUGGCCCUUUAAAAU
Messenger RNA from Fopius arisanus, 1991 nucleotides. RefSeq lists its product as uncharacterized. Lineage: Eukaryota; Metazoa; Arthropoda; Insecta; Hymenoptera; Braconidae. The record is from RefSeq and is a predicted model, not a curated record.